AUGUUGACGUCUCUCGGACUGAUUGGGGCAAUUGCUGCCAUUCUCCCAGGCACAUUGGCAUGUGGCCACGAUGAUUGCUACGGACCGAUUGACAAGGUUGAAAACGUUCGUCACGUCAAGCGCAUGCAGCCCGGCGCUCCCAACGCCACAUAUGGGCCAAAAGCACCCCUCGAAUGGGGCCAAGUCAAUUUCCUCCAUACCACCGAUACCCACGGCUGGCUCCAAGGUCAUUUGAAGGAGCCAAACUAUGGUGCUGACUGGGGUGACUUUGUCACUUUUAGCCGCCGCAUGAAGCAGACAGCCGAAAACAUGGGAGUUGACCUGCUUCUUGUUGACACUGGCGAUCUUCACGACGGCACUGGUCUGUCGGACGCUACUAAAGAGGAUGGCGCCAAGUCGAUGCCCAUUUUCGACGAAAUCGAGUACGAUUUGUUGACAAUUGGCAAUCACGAGCUCUACGUCAGCGAGGUCGCAUACCAGAUGUUUGACGACUACUCCAAGAAAUGGGGAGACCGCUAUGUCACGUCCAACGUAAAAGUUCUCAACCAGAAGACGGGCAAAUUUGAGUUUGUGGGCGCCACACACCGUUACUUUACUACACCAAAUGGAUUACGCAUCAUGGCUUUCGGUGUUCUCUUUGACUUUACUGGAAACUCCAACGUCUCACAAGUCAUCAAGGCCAAGGACAUGGUGAAGGAAAGCUGGUUCACUGAAGCGCUUGCCAGCAGGAUGCCUGUCGACCUUUUCGUUCUCUUUGGCCACAAUCCCGUCCGCGCUACCGACACUUACAGCACCUUCAAGGUCGUGUUCGACGCCAUCCGUGCUUCGCAUCCGAAGACCCCCGUCCAGUUACUCGGCGGACACAGCCACAUCCGAGACUUCGCCGUCUAUGAUGACAACGCCGUUGGCAUCGAGUCCGGCCGGUACUGCGAGACGCUAGGCUGGAUGUCUGUCUCUGGAUUUGACUUAUCCAACAGCGGAUUUCAUGGAGUCAAGAACCCUCACGGAGUGCCCAACCCUUCUCGACCUGCCAGAGAAGGCGCCAAGUCACCCUUUGUCUAUUCCAGACGAUACUUGGACUGGAAUCGAAAAACCUUCCUCUACCAUUCCAAACAAUUUGAUAGGACGUACGACUAUCACUCUGGCUUGCGUGUCACGAACGACAUCGCCAAGGAGCGUGAGGAGCUCAAGCUCGGCCAAGUGCACGGGUGUGCGCCAAAAGACUACUGCAUCGACUGUGCCCCCUUCACCGAUGACAGGAACAUCUUCCCCGGGGUGAUUUACCCUGCCGUCUCGGCCAUUGUUUUGAACGAGACCCGCAAGGACAAGGCUCGCAUUAUCCUGGGUAACACUGGCGCGAUCAGGUUUGACGUGCACAAGGGAUCCUUUACUUUUGAUGACAACUUCAUUGUCUCGCCGUUUAGAGAUGCAUUUUUUUACAUUGCCGACGUGCCUUUUGACAAGGCAUCCAAGGUAAUCGGCCAACUCAACAAGAGAGUUGUGGACAAGCGUUUUGCUUCGAUGCUCGUCGCGAAUGAUGAAUGCACCAACCCGACACUCGGAUCCAUGAGCCGUCGUGAUAUGCGUGAACCUCGAGGCAUUGUCCGUCGACAAGAAGUUGUCGUUCCCGGUUACAACACCAAGGACGACUGGGGCACUGAUGGCGAUGACACGGAGCACUCUGAGAUUCCUAGCUUCAGGAUUCCCGGAUACUGGGAGGCGCGCGCAUCGUUCCCUAAAGACGGCAGCAAUCCCGACAAGGUUGACUUGAUUUUCUUUGACUUUAUUCAGCGCCGCGUCCUUGCAGACCUCGGUGCUGGUUUUACCGCGGACAUGGUCCACUGCUACAUCAACUGUAGCUUUACGUCGCAGGAUUUUCUGUUGCCGUAUGCCAAGCUUGCGUGGCAGGAUGAUGUAGAUAACUGCCCCAUUUGA
Molecule: messenger RNA, 1935 nt
Organism: Metarhizium album ARSEF 1941
Lineage: Eukaryota; Fungi; Ascomycota; Sordariomycetes; Hypocreales; Clavicipitaceae
Exons: 7
Coding region: 1-1935 (644 amino acids)
Biological process (GO): nucleotide catabolic process
Cellular component (GO): cytosol
Molecular function (GO): hydrolase activity
Source: RefSeq, a predicted model, not a curated record